AUGGUUCAUCUGUUGUCCAACUUGCUGGUCGGCCUCGCCCUGGCUCCGUCUGCCCUGGGCGCCACUUUGCUGGUUUCCCAUUUCAGCGGACCUGUCUACACCCUCUCCUUGACCACCAGUGGCACCACCGGCAAACUUUCCAUUACCUCGCAGGCUAGUGGCUGUGGCACAACUCCUGCGUGGCUGGAAUAUUACAAUGACACCAAGACUGCCUACUGCUUCGACGAGUCUUGGACUGGAAGUGGUGUCAUUACCCAGUACAAUGUGGGAAGCGAUGGACGCCUUACUCAGUCUGGCCAAACCCGGACCAGUGGGAACACGGUCCACGGCAAGGUGUACGGAGGGUCCGAUGGAAAGGGCUUCAUUGCCACGGCGCAGUACUCCCCAUCAACCAUCACCACGUACAAACUUCCCCUCGGACAAGGCCAGGUUCAGCUUGAGAAGUUCACCAUGUCGCAACGUGGGCCGAAUUCACGUCAGGAUGUUCCCCAUCCCCAUGAGACUCAGCUUGACCCCACCGGAAAGUUCAUGCUCGUUCCCGACCUCGGUGCCGACCUGAUCCGCAUCUUCAAGAUCGACGCAAGCACCGGCCGCUUGACCGCAUGCCCAGCUGGUCAGGCCUCGCCUGGCGACGGCCCGCGUCACGCACAGUGGUGGAAAUCCGCUGACGGCGUCCUUCGCCUGUACACCCUCAACGAGCUCGGCAAUUCGGUUUCCUCUUGGAAUGUGGUGUACCCCACUGACUCCAACGGUUGCCUCGCCCUCAGCAGAGCGCAGACCCUUUCCACCUAUGCUCCUGGCAAGAAGGGUGGUCCGACUACCAAGGCUGCCGAGAUUCGUGUUGCUGGCAAUUUUCUGUACGCUUCCAACCGCGCGGAUCAGACCUUUGGUUCCAACCAGGACUCAGUCGCCAUCUACACUAUUGAUUCUCAGACCGGUGCUAUCGCCUGGAAGGAAGCCGCCAACUCGUACUCUUACUAUCCUCGCACCUUUGACAUCAACAAGGACGGCACCUUGGUUGCAUUUGGUGGGCAGACGUCUUCCAAUGUAGCUAUUGUAUCGAGGGACCCUGCGACUGGCAAGCUUGGGAACUUGGUUGCUAACUUGCAGGUUGGUAAUAAGGGUAGGGCUGGCGAGGAGGAUGGUCUUAGUGCUAUCGUUUGGGUAGAGUAAUUUGUUUAAAUAAUUAUCCCUUAUAGGUAUUAUAGGACUAGAAGUUGUAGUACUAA
Messenger RNA from Neurospora tetrasperma FGSC 2508, 1229 nucleotides. RefSeq lists its product as uncharacterized. The coding region runs from base 1 to 1173 and encodes 390 amino acids. Lineage: Eukaryota; Fungi; Ascomycota; Sordariomycetes; Sordariales; Sordariaceae. The transcript is spliced from 2 exons. The record is from RefSeq and is a predicted model, not a curated record. Gene Ontology annotation, molecular function: protein binding; 6-phosphogluconolactonase activity.